UGGCGAUCAAAAUCUUUAAAUGAGAUGACGUCUUAAUCUGACGGUUAGGAGACGCUGCUCCUUUAAUUGGUGUCAUCUCUGAAAACUGCUGUGACUACGCUGAGGAGAGCCCAGUCUCUGCUGUUUUGCAGCCACAUUUAAUGUGUUUGAGCCCUGACACUCAAAAGACAAAUAACUUUUGAAGUAAAAGUAGACGUUAUUUUAUGGCACAGCUGUGACUGUGGACCAGUGAGAACAAAUCGCACAGCAGCAGUUGUGGUGUGAGCUGGUGCAAUGGAAGCUUCUGAGAUUGAAGGGCGCACCUUCAUGCAAGCGAUCAGUGAGAAGUACAGCCCAGAAAACUUCCCUUGCCGUCGGGGUCCAGGCUUGGGGGUCGUGGUUGUGCCAUCUAGACAGCAGGGAUCACCUAUGAAAGACCGUCUGAACCUGCCCAGCAUUCUGGUUUUGAAUGGCUCUGGAAUCAGCCAUGCAGGAGAAGAGGGAGAAAUUGCUGCCUUCUGUACUCAUGUAGUUGAACUUGAUCUGUCCCACAACAAGCUCCAAGACUGGCUUGAGAUCAGCAAGAUUGUUUCUAACAUCCCUAACCUGGAGUUUCUGAACCUCAGCUCUAAUCAGCUGAGUGAUGCAGUCUUGGAGCCAGACUGCGCAAAGACCUUCUCUAGCAUCCGCCGCCUCGUUCUUAACAAUACCCAGGUGUCCUGGGAUACAGUGCACACAUUCACACGAGAGAUGCCUGAACUAGAGGAGCUGUUCCUGUGCCUUAAUGAGUACACCACUGUGACACCGGCCACCAUGCCCUGCCCCACACUGCAUCUGCUCCACAUCACAGAUAAUAGUCUCCAGGAGUGGAGCGAAGUACGAAAAUUCGGCUCCAUGUUCCCUGCACUGGACACUCUGGUCAUGGCCAACAACAACCUAAACUCCAUUCAAGACUCGGGUGAAAUCCUUCAGCGGCUCUUCCCUAACCUUCGAAGCAUCAAUUUGCAUAACGCAGGACUUAAUAGAUGGGAGGACAUUGAGAAGCUAAACUUUCUGCCCAAACUGGAAGAAGUGAGGUUGCAAGGCAUUCCUCUACUUCAGGCUUUCACGAGCAUGGAGCGUCGCAGUCUAAUGAUAGCCCACCUGCCAUCAGUGAACUCUCUCAAUGGGAGUGUCGUAACAGAUUGUGAGAGAGAAGAUGCUGAGAGAUUCUUCAUCCGUUAUCACUUGGAUCAUUCAGAGGAAGAGCUGCCUCACAGAUAUCACUGCUUGGUGACCAAAUAUGGGAAACUGGCUCCUCUGGCUGAGAUUGACCUGAGACCACGUUGCCACGCCAAAGUGGAGGUGCGCUAUGAAGACAAAGUACAGCAGGUGAGCAUCCGUUUGAACCAGACUGUCGGAGAGCUGAAGAAGCAGCUGAGGACUGUUGUGCAGCUCUCCACCAGCAACAUGCGCAUUUACUACAUCGACAAGGAUUCUGCUUUCGGCCCUGAUGAGUUGAAGUACAGCACACGGGCCUUGCACUCCUACAGCAUUCAAGAUGGGGAUGAGAUCCUGGUAGUUCCCAAAACAAAAUAAGGUUCUUUCUCCAGGAUCACAAAAAGCUAUAUUUAAAUAACCAAAUCAACUAGCACCAUCUAAGCUCCAUAGAGUGAAUGGGACUGUCUUUUCAGGGAAAAACUCCUUAGAUUUGCUGGAGCUUCAGUUGUAUUCAGUCGGCACAUAACGUAUCAUGUCACUAAGAAAAACCAUGACUUGUGUGCACCUUAGGUUUUUGUUGCUGUUGUUAAGGAUUAACUUUUUGUUUUCAGACUUCACAAGCACCCCUGUAUUUUCAAACACCUGUUUCUCCAAAAAAUUAAGCACAGCGGAGGGCUCUGGCAGCCCAGGAUGUGCAGAUUUUAAGACAAUCACCCACAGCUGAAAGAAAAUGUUGCACUGCACUGAUGUCUUAAAGAAGAAAUCAUGGAUAUCCAUUGCCUGCUGAUCUGUGUCGUAUGCUGUCAGCCAUUAAUUACAUGCAAAAGACUCUCAGGCCUUAUAUAUUGUAUGGGCAGUGCUAGAUUCACAUGAGGAAAGAUUUGUGGAACAUCUUAUUCAUAAAUGUUUUUAAAUGUCCAGUUCAUUUUUAUAAUCUGAUUGAAGAAUCCAGAAAGGAAUUGCUGAGCCGCAUGCAUGUGCUGUUUAAUUGUGGAUUAUAAAUGUUCUUUUUUUUUCCUUCAAAAAAAAUUUGUUCGUACUUUCUCUGCUGGUUUGUAAGUAGGCCCCUCAAAAUUGUAUCUCCAAUACAAAGCAUCCGCUUGGAAAAAUGCUUAUCCUCAUUUCACUUGUAUCUUACAGAUACUUGUAGAUUACAGAGUGUGUUGAUUUGGGUAUUUAACUCUCAGAAUAAUGAGAUCUGUUAAGUGACAGAACAUAAGUCCACCAAAG
Molecule: messenger RNA, 2409 nt
Organism: Carassius carassius (crucian carp)
Lineage: Eukaryota; Metazoa; Chordata; Actinopteri; Cypriniformes; Cyprinidae
Product: tubulin-specific chaperone cofactor E-like protein
Exons: 9
Coding region: 274-1557 (427 amino acids)
Biological process (GO): protein folding
Molecular function (GO): alpha-tubulin binding
Source: RefSeq, a predicted model, not a curated record